Molecule: messenger RNA, 1632 nt
Organism: Melitaea cinxia (Glanville fritillary)
Lineage: Eukaryota; Metazoa; Arthropoda; Insecta; Lepidoptera; Nymphalidae
Product: PR domain zinc finger protein 15-like
Exons: 12
Coding region: 1-1611 (536 amino acids)
Biological process (GO): regulation of transcription by RNA polymerase II
Cellular component (GO): nucleus
Molecular function (GO): zinc ion binding; DNA-binding transcription factor activity, RNA polymerase II-specific; RNA polymerase II transcription regulatory region sequence-specific DNA binding
Source: RefSeq, a predicted model, not a curated record
AUGAGGUGUUGUGUACAAAGUUGUAUUAAUGAUACAAGAAGAACGACAAAAAGUCAUGGAAUUACAUUUCAUAUGUUUCCAAAAGAAUUGAGCCUUAGGACUGCCUGGAUUGAAGCCCUCGGUCUCAACGAAUGGGAGCCAAAGGAAAGAAGCGCCGUCUGUUCUGAACAUUUUCAACAAGAUGCCUUCUAUGAAACGAAAUGUGGCCUGAGGAGGAUUAAAAAUGGCGCUGUGCCGCUACCUCUCGUUGACUUAUCUGAAGACCUGGACGCUCCUGCCACAUUAAGAGUGUGCAGGAUAUGCCUCACGAUGGAUGCAAAGAUGUACCACAUGUCUGAUCACAAGCUGAGUCUGGUGUACGAGCAAGUGACCGGUGUGCCAGUGAAUAUAGAUGAUAAGUUGCCUCAGAAGCUAUGCUACGAGUGUGCAGCGAGGUUGCGUUCAGCUAAUGUCUUCAGAUCAAAGGCGUUGAGGACUCAAGGGCUGUUAUUGGACAAGCUGGAUGCAGACCGAUUUAUGACUAUAAGAGACGUGAAAUCGAUAAGCAGAGCUUACAACAAACUAAUAUCGACUCUAGGACAGAAGAUUUACGAAGUGAACGACUGUGAUUUACACAUUAAUGACAAUGAAGUCAUUAAAAUAGAGAGAGAGGCUAGUAAUGAUAAUGAUAAUGAAGAAAUACACUUCAAUGAUGACGAUGAGGAGAUUGAAGAUUUCAAAAAUGACAUAGAAAUCAAAGAUGAGAGUAAUAACGAGAUAUUCUUUGAAGAGUAUCCAGUGUUCGACAGUGAUGAUGAUAGAACGCUUAGUGUUUUAAAGAAGAAGAGUAGGGUUAAGAAGAAGAAAGUGAAAGUCGAGAAGAAAGUAAGGGAAGUGAAAGAAGUUAGAGAGAAGAAGCGUUGUGAAGAAGACAAUCCGUCGACUACUAUGGAUAAGUACAAGAAAUCCGACGUUAAACGACGGAAAACGACAGACGGUCUCGACGAGUCGCUGUUCACAAUAACGACACUGACAUACGAGGAGCAAAUAGCGGAAGUGGAGCGGAGACAGGAGGCCAGCGCGUACAAACACGCCCCUUACAAGUGCACUACUUGCUACCGGGGCUUCCAGAUAAGGGACAGAUACGACGCCCACGUCGUGAGGCAUAGCGAGCAAAGCGGUGCUUAUGAAUGUUUUAUAUGCAAGACAAGGUUGAAAACGGCGCGCGCCCUGAGGAAACAUCUGACCGCUCAACACACCGAGAAGUUCAGCUGUAAGGGCUGUCCGUUUGUGACUAGAAACAGAGGUGUCGCAAGGGAGCACGAGAAGUGGCACGCCGGUACAAAAUACCAGUGUCCUCACUGCCCCAGCGAGUUUGACAAACUGACGACGUACAUGGGGCACAUACGGAUCAAGCACGUUUCGGACUUCGUCUGCGAGCUCUGCGGGUACACGUUCGUCAGCAAGAAGGGUAUCGACGUCCACAAGAAGAAGAAACACCGAUUGGCGGACAAGACUGUUAGCUUAGAAGGUCCCUAUUGCGAAGUGUGCGAAGUACGUUUCAUAUCGGAGGAAGCGCAUUCGAGGCACCUGAAGCUGUCUUCGCGUCAUAGUAGUGAUAAUGAUCCGUAAGUACACGGUCACCAUCAUCAC